AUGCAGCUCCAGCUUCCAUACCGUGAUUUGCUCUCAAGCCCUUCCAUUCGGGUUUCUCUAUGUCAGGAUCCUCUAAAGCACCCCGGUGUCGCUCCAUUUGAACGCCCCUGUUGUCCAGGCUGUUCGAUAUGCGACCCUGGUAACCCUGCAGUAACUCGGACGGAGAAGAUUGGCCCUUCCGUUCUCACGAGCUGCAGAGAGGAAGAAAGCCAAGACCCUCCCUUAGACGGAAACACUAAAGUCUGCAUUAUCGGGGCUGGCAUUGCAGGUCUGUAUAUCGCGCUGAUUUUGCAAGACCUGGAAAUUCCAAGUCUUUCCUGGGAUAUACUCGAGGCCCAUCGGGAUCGCAUUGGCGGCCGCAUUUAUACCCAUCGCUUCUCUGAGGCGCCCAAUGACUACUAUGAUGUGGGCGCAAUGCGGUUUCCGGAUAUCCCAAUCAUGUCUCGGGUAUUUGAUCUCUUUCGGCGAAUGCAAGUGCCAUUGAAGGAAUUCGAUAUGCGAGAGAGAAACACGAACACGGGGGGUCAUGGGAUCUCCAAGACCGAAGAUAGUGCAUCGGCCAAUCUCCUCAGUCGAUCAUUCAGCCCGUAUAAAAAUGUUAUGCAAAAGGAUUUCGUGCAGGGGUUUCAGCUCUUGAUGCAAGCAGAUGUAAUGAGCACCCGCGAAUAUCUUCGAGGCAGCCACAAGUCAAGCUUCAUGGCAAUCCAGUCUGCCGAGAGCAACACCACUGGCACAGGCACAUUUGAUCAAGCCUUUUCAGAGAGUGUGAUGGACUCUUUCGACCUCGAUCAACCCACGAUAGGGUCCGAGGACAGUGGGCCAGUGAAAUGGUAUUCUGUGGAUGGCGGCUCUUCUGUGGUGAUUCAGCGAAUGUGCCACCAACUCAAUAAAAACAGCACCAUCGAGCUUGGGAAACAAGUUCGUCGCAUUGCUAUCAACCGUAGUACCGAUCUGUCGGUAUCGUGUGCGGGCGAGGAAGAGGCUCGCGAUGGGUAUGCAACGGUGUUCAGCACUAUACCAUUGGCAUGCCUGCAGCGGAUCGACACCGAGUCACUCCAUCUUGAUACUAUGCAAGAGGAAGCCAUCCGGUGUUUGCGGUAUGAAGACUCUACCAAGGUGGGUAUCAAGUUUGCGUAUCCAUGGUGGAUUGUAGACUGCGGGAUUCGAGGGGGUGGCAGUGCCUCAUCGACCCUCCCCUCACGGACCUGCGUCUACCCGUCGCAUAUCGCGGAGGAGGACUGGGACAAGCCGGCCGUAUUGUUGGCCUCGUACACCUGGGGCCAAGACGCCACUCGCAUGGGAGCUUUGAUAAAUCUGUCCACCGCCAGCCCUGAUAGGGGUGAGGUAGAGAGCAAUGAUCUGCUAGAUCUUGUCCUCAGGGACCUCGCUCAGCAACAUCGGCAACAUGGAAUCACGUACGAGAAACUGCAAACCCUGUACCGUGAUCAUCAUGCCUUCUGCUGGGGCAAUUCACGUUUUUCGUCGGGGGCCUUUGCGCUUUUUGCCCCUGGACAAUUCACCAACCUCUACCCUUCUUUGUCCCUCCCAGCCGCCGAGGGCAAGUUUCAUAUUGUAGGGGAGGCUGCUAGUGUCCAUCAUGGGUGGGUGGUUGGCUCGCUGAACAGUGCAUAUGUGGCGGUCUAUCGAUUCUUGCUUCGAUAUGGACAGCAACGGGCAAUCCAGAAGCUGGAAAAGAACUGGGGAACCGUACAUGAGUUGGAUCUUGCGGGUGUUGCUCGCCUUGGUGGAACAAUUUGA
Penicillium egyptiacum is the source of this 1758-nucleotide messenger RNA. NCBI's taxonomy places the organism in Eukaryota, Fungi, Ascomycota, Eurotiomycetes, Eurotiales, Aspergillaceae. The record is from the annotation of a GenBank genome assembly.